AUGGUUAAAGUGGAGAAAGGCCCAUGCCGGCCUAAGGGUCCUACCACUGUCGCGCCCUCGAGAAGUGGCUCAACACAAAAUAUGUCCGCUAAUGUUAAAGUUGUCGUGAGGGUACGACCAUUAAAUGCAAGAGAAUUGGAGCAAAACAGUCGAAUUGUUGUAGAUGUUGUUGACGAUAAGAUGCUGGUGUUUGACCCUAAGGAGGAGAUAAGACCAUUUUUCUACCAUGGCGUACAACAGCCAAAUAAAAACUUCCUAAAACGAGCAAACAAGGAACUUAAAUUUGUGUUUGAUCAUGUCUGCGGCCAAAAUGCUACGAAUAAAGAUGUUUUCGAAACCACGACCAAAGAUAUCCUUGCUUCACUAAUGGAAGGUUACAACUGUUCAGUGUUUGUGUAUGGUGCAACAGGUGCUGGGAAGACAUUCACAAUGAUUGGAAGUGAGGACCAUCCAGGAAUAACUUACUUAACGAUGGAGCAUCUUUUCUACACUAUAAACUCUUUUGAAAAGGACAGAGAAUUUGAUAUUGGUGUUUCAUACAUUGAAGUAUAUAAUGAAAAUGUUUAUGACUUGCUUAAACCCUCCAACACACCACUUCAACUGCGAGAAGACUCGAAGUAUGGAGUCAUGGUCGCUGGUCUUACUUUGAACAACAUCAAGACUGCACGGGAACUGUUAAAUAUGCUAGAGAAUGGUAAUAAGAAUCGAACUCAGCAUCCCACUGAUGCCAAUGCUGAAAGCUCUAGGAGUCAUGCUGUUUUCCAGGUUUAUGUGAAAAUGAGAUACAAGACCAGCAGUCAAUUGCGAAUUGUUAAAUUAUCUAUGAUAGACUUAGCGGGAAGUGAACGGGCCUCCGCUACUGGUUGCAUUGGUGACCGUUUCAAAGAGGGAGCAAAUAUUAACAAAAGUUUACUGUCUCUUGGCAAUUGCAUCAAUAAAUUAGCAGAUGGCAGCAGCUAUAUACCAUAUAGAGAUUCAAAACUUACUCGCCUAUUAAAGGAUAGUCUCGGCGGUAACUGCAAGACCGUUAUGAUUGCCAACAUAUCUCCAUCCCACGCGAGUUACGAGGACACUUACAACACUCUGAAAUAUGCGGCAAGGGCAAAUAAAAUACAGCUGCACAUAAAGAAGAACAUAGUAGAUGGUGAUAUGAGGCUCUCCCAAUAUGUAAAGAUUAACGAAGAACUUAAGAAGAAGGUCAAAGAGCUUGAAGCCAAACUGUCUCUUUCAACUUUAAAGACUACAGUUAGAGAGGUGGACGCCGCUAAUGAGAAAGUGAAACUGGAAUGGCGGCGGCGCAUAACAGAAGCGGACUCCACCCACGGGACCCUGGAGAACGAGCUGCUAUCGCUGAUGGCGAGGCAGAGGGUGCUGGCGUUACGUCAUCGACUUCGCACUCGGGCCUUGAGCCACGUGGCAGACCUGGCUCACAGAUCUUCAUCGGAGGCGAUGGAGCAGAUGUGUACAGAAGAUAUCCCCCGACAAGAGAGGGCGGCGGAGAACUAUGAAAAGCAAUCUGUUCACUUGGACGCCAAUGUGAAGGUCGCUUGGACGAAAUGGGAUGAGAGCCGGAAGAAAAUGCAGAUCCUGUUCAACCAGGCACUUUCAGAGUGCCCAGAGCUCUUGGAUUUCGUUGAAAAGGUGCAGAUGCAAAGCGAAUUGCGGCUGAUCAGUGCUAGGGACAAUCUAAGGCACAAGUUGCUGUACAUUGAGAACGAGGAAAUAAACGCCUUCACUGAGUACAUGAGCGACAUGCCGAGCAUGCUUAAAAAGCUGUACCUGAUCCUGAAGGGCUACGAUAAGGCACCGCCGGCGCUGACAACGGAAUAUUUGGAGAUCAUGAGAAAAGCGAAGUCUGCCAAGAGCAUAACUUGGUCCGAUAGAGGCUUAGAAGGUGACGCUCACUUUAAGUUCGUGUCAACACUGGACCUGGAUAAGCCAACCGCCACCCUAGACUACAGUCACAGACGUGACCCUAACGUGACCGUUGACUUAGCUACCGACAGUGACGAACUCACCGAUCUCGAGAACCGUGACCCCUCGUUGAACUCAGCCAAGAAACGCAAAGGCACACCGAUCAAACUGCCGUGCAACGAAACGAUAAUCAUCAACGAUUCGUUAGAAAUGCUGGACACCACAAGGAACCUCAACUCGGCGAAGAAAAUCAAGAGGGAGUACGACGCCGCGCUUAAUGUGGAGAAUCUGCCGGUUGCGCCAGCGAUCGACCCGAACGAUCUAAAUUCGACCUUCGUCCUGACGGGCAAAAUGGAGAUACUGAAGAAACAGCUGCCAAUCAAGACUGAAACGUUGAAGACGGACGUCAACCUGCCAGUCAAGAGAGGGCUGGUGGAUAGGACCAACACUAUACACAGGACACUAACUUUUAAUGACAAAGCGGCCAAAAUCGUUAAGCCGGUGGUGGGAAAAGCGCUUCCUUUACGGCGAGCGCCUCCUGCAGUCGGAGCGGGCGUGCGCCCACAUCCGGGCUUCGGUUCCAGCCUGGCCAGAGACGGAACCCCCCUCCAGAGGAAUGUGCAAGUCGGUUACAAAGCGGUGAGGGCGCGCGAGAGGGUGCAGGCGCACCCCUACUCCAGGCCGGGCGCCCUCCCGGUCAGGCGGCAC
Molecule: messenger RNA, 2622 nt
Organism: Iphiclides podalirius (scarce swallowtail)
Lineage: Eukaryota; Metazoa; Arthropoda; Insecta; Lepidoptera; Papilionidae
Source: the annotation of a GenBank genome assembly